Molecule: messenger RNA, 3356 nt
Organism: Paramuricea clavata
Lineage: Eukaryota; Metazoa; Cnidaria; Anthozoa; Malacalcyonacea; Plexauridae
Source: the annotation of a GenBank genome assembly
CCUAGUUCGUAAACCAACGUAAACAAGAUCCCAAGCAACAAACGAAGUUUUUUGAAAGAAUUUGAAUCUAUUUAUUUAUGAAAUAUUAUGUUUUUCUUGAUGAAACGAAGGCUUAACCAAUAAGCUUUCGUAUGACAAACUUACGCAAAAAUUAAGGACGUGUAAAAUGCUCUGUUAGGCCAGUUAGGGUGUUGUUUUCAUGAAAUUUUAGUGUUGUUGAAUGGGUUUCAAUGGACGUCGACAGUGGCUUAUGCUUUUAUACAGUCGUAUGACAAAGAAAGCGGGAUUUUGGAAAUGGUAAGAUGUCUGCAAAAGGCGAAAGGAUUUUGCUAGUAGUAUUUCUAUUUGGAAUUACCAGCGUUUGUUUGCGAACAUUAGCUGUAAAAGUGGAGCCAUAUUCUUCUCAAGCAAAAGCAAAACAAAGCAUCAAUUUGAACCAUCCUGAAAUUGCAUCGACUUUCAAACGCUUCGAAGAAAAUGCUCCAACACUUAUUAAACUACUGCAAGCAAUUUGCGAAGUGUUAUUCGCUGGAUUGUGGAUUUUAGAUACAAGUCUAAACGCCUUUCUUUGGCUGUUGAAUGAGACAGUCGGCUCUUGCACCGAUUUGUGUAGUCGUAUUUUCGGUAUACUCAUUAAUGUUGUCAAACUCUUAGAAGCAUUUGGUUUUGUGGUCAAAUUCUUGCUGGAAUUAAACUACACCUUGCUGUCAUAUAUAUUUGAUACAUUUGGUUGCUUACGGGCUGGUCUACACGAUGCCGUCACUUUGGUAAAAAUAACAAUUGCAAACCAAACAGAACAUAUGUAUGAAUCAAGCUCCAUGGCAUUGGAGGGUGUGCAGAAUUUAUUCCUAACUGCAUGUAACCAGACGUGGGUUAAUGUCCGAUACAUUUCCUCCAUCGUAACGACCAAUUUUACGCCACCGUUCGGUCUGUCGGCUUUGGAUUUCAGCUUGCUCGUGUCGAUGUUUCUGGCAGGGUUAGAAUUCUUUGUCGAGUCGGUUAAAAUGAGCGGUGUAAUUUUUAAAGAUGGGAAUAUAUUCCUACUCAACUAUAUUUAUGGUACCCUUUGUAAAGUUGGUGGAAGUGUUUUGGAAUAUAUUGUUGCUUUUGUUUGUUGUAUAAGAGAUGCUGUUACCAUGGUUACAACUCAGAUUCUGUACACAGUGACUUUACCGUUUUAUUUUCUUGCUAGCAUAGUAUCGAAUAUUUUGCGUAUGUUGUAUUACUCUUGGCAAGCAUUCGUGAAUUGGGUUGGUUAUAUAGAUUCAUCAAUUCGAGAGAUAAUGUACUCAAUAUUACAAACUAUUGGGCUAGGUUUAUCAAGCCUUGUUUGCAAUAUAAAAGGCGGUUUAUACAACCUUAUUUACACUAUCACAAGAUGUUUAUCUGGUCUUGUUUACGUUAUUAUCGGAGCUAUAUCAAGCAUUGUUUAUGGUAUUACUGGAUUUAUAACCGCAUAUAUCCCAGGCGGGUUUCUCGGAUGCAUUGCAUUGGCUUCCAUUUUAACCGUACUAUAUUUAUGGCAUAAAGAGAUAACGUCCCUUCUUGUGUCCUCCUGGAUCAGCUUGAGACGAAUGAACGAAAAUGCAAGACCAAUUGCAGGUGAACAUCAACCAUUUAACGACGAACAAGACUUUGACAUUCAAGGUGUAGAUAUAGCAGCUCGAAACAUGCCUGAGCCACCUUUAGACAGAGAAAUGCCGCAAAACCAAACUAAGCUAAACUAUGAACUAGAACGUGAAAAAGACAAACGACUGUGUGUAAUAUGUCAGGACAAUGUCAAGAAUAUUUUGUUGAUGCCGUGUCGACAUGUUUGUAUGUGUCAACAGUGCCUGAACGAGAUAAGACAAGGACGUGUGCAGUUAGCGCAAUGUCCGCUCUGUAGAACACAAAUUCAGUCAACUUUAGAAGUGUUUGUGUAGUUUUUAUGCUUUGUACAUAUGCGUUGUAAAGGGUUUUAUGCUUUGUACAUUUUUAAAUAAAUUAGCACUAAAUAAUGAAGAAGAAAACAGACAAAUGCCGCAAAACCAAACUAAACUAUGAACUAGAAUGUGAAAAAGACAAAAUAUUGUGUGUAAUAUGUCAGGAUAAUGUCAAGAAUAUUUUGUUGAUGCUGUGUCGACAUGUUUGUAUGUGUCAACAGUGCCUAAGACAAGGAUGUGUACAUGCAGUUAGCGCAAUGUCCACUCUGUAGAACACAUAUUCAGUAAGCUUUAGAAGUGUUUGUAGUUUUUUAUGCUUUGUACAUAUGCGUUGUAGAGGGUUUUAUGCUUUAUACAUUUUUAAAUAAAUUAGCACUAAAUAAUGAAGAAGAAAUUGAACUAUUAAUUAAUGUAUAACCAUUUCUAAUUCACCCCCCCCCCCCUUUCCCUAAUUGAGAAUUUUAUUUACUUUGACUGAAGUUCCCCUGAUUUAGCAAAAUUAUGGCAUUACUCAGGCAAAAUCAAACUGGUCCCUAAAUUAGAUUAUCUACAUAUUUAAUUAAGAUAUAUCUGAACACAUUAUUAUUUACAUUAAUAAAUAUUUUUUACAUUAAAUCACAUGCCUUUAUAUAUUAAAUUAUUUGUUAAAUAUAUACUUUCAAAAACAAAGAAUAAGUUAAGGCCAGCAAAAGGUAGUCUGUUUGCACUGGGCUACCAUGUGCCUCCUUUAUUUGCAAUACUUUGGCUUCACUUCCUUACCAUAAAUGCCAGUCCAGUUAUAUAUAGAGCUCACUGCAAUUCCCCAAUCAAACUAUCCAACUUCUUCUAGAGAUCAGCGAGCUCUGAAAAUAUUAGUCCAGUUAUAAAUUGAGCUCACUGCCAUUCCAUCAAACAUUCCAACUUUUUAUAGAGAUCAGAACACUCUCCAACUGAACAUGGUAGUCCAGUUAGUUAUACAUACAGCUCAACAUGCCUAAUCAAACUUUUAUACAGAUCAGUAGACAUACGAGUGAACAGUAAGCUUUAUAUGUUACUGGAAUGAUAUCAGACGUCCCAAAACUCCAUCAAAGAAUAGUACAAACGGUUGUUUGACGUUGGUUCCGUGGUGGUGCUACCCUGCGACGAUUUGCUAUGAAAAAGACAAAUUGAAUCAGGAUGUAAUGUCAACCUAAUCGGAUAUCAUGAUCAGUGCCUGUGUUAGCGUCAAUUAGGUUCAAGUACGAUCUUGAAAAAGCUCAGUAGUUAAUUAUGCACCUAUCAAUGUUAAUCCCGAGGGAGGGGGGGUCGGGCAAGGGGUGGGGAUUUGACAUUUUUACAAAAAAAAAUGUCAAAUGCCACUCCCUCGGGAGAAAAUUCCUGGGCAAAAUUCCCCACCCCCGGGAUGAAAUUGUAUUACUGAAGUAUUUGGUUUCUGGUGCACUCUAUAUGUCAGGU